This is a messenger RNA of Drosophila ananassae, 565 nucleotides long. RefSeq lists its product as uncharacterized. The record is from RefSeq and is a predicted model, not a curated record. The transcript has a single exon. Bases 1 to 423 code for a protein of 140 amino acids. Lineage: Eukaryota; Metazoa; Arthropoda; Insecta; Diptera; Drosophilidae.
AUGAGUUGGCUGUCUGUAGUUUUUUGUACAUUUUGUUUGGCAUUUCUGGUGAUUUGGGCUUCACCUCCGCAAUGGGACCGCGUGGCGUUAGACAUGGCGGCGGAAAAGAACGUUACCACCCGGUGGCGCAUCCAGGAGGCAUGGAAGGCAACUGUUGCAUCGGAGACGCAAUUACAUGAGUACUACAAUGAAUUGACAAACUUGGAGAAGGAGAAAUCCGAACGCAUUAUGAAACAUGCCCACGCUGAGGUGAACAGGUGUGUCUACGAGUUCUACAUGGGAUCGACCAUGGAAAGGUUCACCGAUUGCGUAAGGCAUGUAACCAGCCUUCACCUGACCAGGUUGAAGAACAUCCGGAGAGCUACAAAUCACACAGAAGAGCGGGUGAUUAGCGGAGCGAGCAGACUUAAAAUCUGGCAUUGAAUUGGAAUGGCGAAGGAACUGGCUCCUGGUUCCGGUUUUCCCAAUCGCUGGCGGGCGUCAAGUCUGCUUUCUUUAAGUCCCCCACCCCUGUACUCCUAUGGCAUGUACUACUUUAAUUAGACAGUCGACUCGGGCCUCGAGA